AUGGCAUCAUGUCCGAAAGAAUUAGAACGAAAUAGUCCAACAAAUGGAAUGUCAUUUACAGCUGAACAAGGUGAAAAACUUUUUCAACGUUAUUUAAAUAAAAAAGUUAUUUGGUUUGAAUCUGGUGAAGGUGGUUUAAAUAAUCUUCUUUUCUUUGUUGAAUGUGAAAAUGAUCAAAAUAAAUAUGUUCUUAAAAUUUGUGGUCGAUCUUGGCAGAAAAUCAAAACUGAAUCGGAAGUAUCUGCUAUUUCUUUAGUUCAUAAAUAUACGCAAAUUCCUCUUCCAUAUGUAGUAGCUUAUUCAUCAGAUGCAAAUAAUGAAUUUGGUGUUGAAUGGAUUGUAAUGACACGUACAGUUGGGAAACCAUUAAGAAGUUCAUCAAAAACAAAUGAUACGUGGCCAAAUUUAUCUAUUGAUGAGCAAAAAUCAAUAAUAAAUGAACUUGUUGAGUAUAUAGCUCAAUUUCAUAAUAGUAUUCCACGUUCAAAUCAAAUUGGAAAUUAUAAAAUGAAUGGUGAAAUAGGUGCUGAUAGUAAUAGAAUGGGUCCAUGGAAUAAUUAUAAAGAUUUUUAUAAUGAUCAUUUAAAACGUCAAAUAUCUUUUUUACUAAAUGAAAAUAUAUUUGAACCAGUUCGUGAUGAUAUGAUGAAAUCAAUAGAAGAAUUUCAAAAAUUAAAUCUUCCAUCAUUUGAUGAUAUGCCAAAUGUAUUUACACAUAAUGAUCUUGGUGUUCAAAAUUUAAUUGUAUCUGAUGAUAAUAAAAUAAAAGGUAUUAUUGAUUGGGAAUGGGCUGGUUCAUAUCCAAUUUGUGAAGAAUAUUUUCGUUCAUAUAAACCAAUUAUUUAUGAUGAUUAUUUAAAAAAUUAUCUUUAUGAUCAACUUGAACAACAUCAAAUUCCAACUCCAAGAACAAUUCAAAAUUUUUCGAUUUUACAAAAAAUGUAUGAUGUUCUUCAAUCAACUGCUCCUUGGUAUCUUACUGAUUUAAUUAAUCCUCAGCAUCCAACUGUUCAAAAAGAAUUAUUUAAAUAUCGAGAUAAGCUUAAAAUACUUGUUCAACAAAUCAAGGAAGAAUUAAAAUAA
This is a messenger RNA of Rotaria sp. Silwood2, 1083 nucleotides long. NCBI's taxonomy places the organism in Eukaryota, Metazoa, Rotifera, Eurotatoria, Philodinida, Philodinidae. The record is from the annotation of a GenBank genome assembly.